Messenger RNA from Tachysurus fulvidraco (yellow catfish), 7798 nucleotides. It is a transcript of the gene adgrg6, whose product is annotated as adhesion G protein-coupled receptor G6. Gene Ontology annotation, molecular function: G protein-coupled receptor activity; laminin binding. Gene Ontology annotation, biological process: heart trabecula formation; adenylate cyclase-activating G protein-coupled receptor signaling pathway; myelination in peripheral nervous system. The transcript has 30 exons. The record is from RefSeq and is a predicted model, not a curated record. Gene Ontology annotation, cellular component: membrane. The coding region runs from base 398 to 7183 and encodes 2261 amino acids. Lineage: Eukaryota; Metazoa; Chordata; Actinopteri; Siluriformes; Bagridae.
AAGACUGGGCAGUAAGUUUGUGUGUGUGUGAGAGGGAGAAGUGAAGGGCGAGGCUGUGUACAGAUGUUCCUCCAGUGGAUCGCUAACCCCGUCUUGUGUAAACGUGCAUCUCCAUCAUCAUCAUCAUCAUCUUAUUUUUCGUCAUCACACGCUUCUGCUCCGAUGGCACGCUAAACUUUUUUAUUUAGUCUGUAGCAGUGUAUUUUUCUCCGGUAUAACUGUCGGUGGCGCGCGCGGAGACACACACACACACACACACACACACACACACACACACACACACACACACACACACACACACACACGGGACAGCGUUUUAAGUGAGUUACGGGUGUGAAAGUACGUCUGGAAGUCACAGGAAGAAUGAAAGUCCGGAGAGACGAGCUUCAAUGAAAUAAUGGUUUCAUUCAUCAGUGGUAGAUGGUGGAGAUGGAAGUUCUGGAAUGUUCUCCAGGUGUCUCUGAUUCUGAUAUGUGCUGUGAGAACAGUGCUGAGCUGCCAGACUGAGUGUGAUGAGACGCUAACGUCCUCCAGCGGGACCUUUAUAUCUCCCUGCUAUCCAUACGACUAUCCACCGAGCCUGACGUGUAAGUGGACUCUGCAGGCUCCGGCCGGCUUUGUCCUGCAGCUCAACUUCCUCGACUUUGAGCUCGAGGAGGCUCAGGGCUGCAUCUACGACAAAGUGGUCGUCGACACCGGCGGCAACACCGUUAAGUUUUGUGGCCUGACGGCUAACGGACUCACGCUCAACUCCAGCACCAACGUCAUGGUGGUGACCUUUUACUCUGAUUUUAGUGUCCAGAAGAAAGGCUUCAGUAUCAGUUACAGGCAAGUUGCAGUGUCUCUGAGAAACCAGAAGGUGACGUUCCCUCAGAACCCCAAGGACGUGGUGCUUGUAUCCAGCUCAGUGUCCAUCCCGGCUCUGAGUCAGUUCACCAUCUGCUUCGAGAUUGCCGGUCAGACGCAGACAGGAUCAGGGUUCAUCUUCUCUUACACGGGUAAAGAACCCUACUUGUCCUUCGGCAACAGCGGGAACGCCUUGGAACUGAUCAUCGGCAAUGUCACAUGUCCAGUCCAUGAUAUGGUCACGUUAGCUGACUUCAUUGGCAGCAUGCAGCCGUUCUGCAUCACAUGGUCCAACACAAACGGUGCUGUAGCCGUGUACUUCAAAGGCAACUACCAGGUAAAGCUCUGCUCAGCUUCCGUGGGCAUGAGAACGGAGAUUGGAGGGUCGUUCGAGCUUGGCCGAGGGAAGAAGCAGGGCCAAAACUAUGAUGGCCUCAUCUACAACUUCCGCCUGUGGAAUUCAGCCAUGAGCUACCCUGAGCUUUCUGCUCUCACCUGCGACACUGUGGGGAACGUCGUGGACUGGGACAACAGCUUCUGGAACAUUCCAGCCUCAUACGCUCAGAGCGACUCCAGCCUCAGCUGCAUCUGUUUCCCACAAUGUGUACAUUUAACAACAACACUUUCCUCCAGCGGUACCACAGUUCCAGCGACCACAUCCCAAACCACCAGCUGCGCGUCCUCAGGAGUGAGCUGCCCAGCAUCUCUAACUACUACCACAUCAUCCACUGUCAACACUAACACGAUUCCUACUAAUGCAAGAACCAACGAUCUUUCUAUAAGCACUUCAUACACAAGCGCUCCUAGCAUGUCUUUAACUGCAGACACCGUUCAAACUACUUCACCAGCUACAACUUCACCAACCACCACCAGCACACCUACGGCUGCUGCUACUAAUCCUCUGUCCAUCCAUUCACGCAAGGGUAAGAUGUACUUUCUCAUGAAGGUCUUGAUGUGCUUGUCUUCACAUUGCGAAGCUACAUGUACUAUGCUGAGGUGCCAAGUCAAGUGUGACCAUCGAAUGAAGCACAGGCUAAUUCCAUUCUCACUCACCUGUCCAUUGGCUGCCGCAGAGAAAGGGACAGCUGUGCUUUUUUGGUCCUUACUGCGGCUACCUCCACGCUCCUCUGCUCCUCCUCCUUCUCAGCCUCCAGUUGUUCCUGCUGGUAGAAGUUCCAAAACUUCUCUUGGUUUUAUCUCCACUCCUCUUAUUUGGCCUGUAAGAAAGAAACCAGAGACCAUAGUAACACAGGCCCCUAAAUACUCUGCUAUACACAUGACUAAAGCACCUCCUUUACCGAUGAAAGCCAUAACGUACAUGUCCCCUGAGCCGAGAAUUUCUGAAGCUUUAACCAACGCCAAGAAAACUAACUUUACAACUAGAAGGCCAACCUAUUCCCAUGCACUGUGGCCACAUAACCAGACUGAAAAGGGGGAUUCCUUCCAAGUUGUAUCAGUCAGUAAUCGUAAGACUAAGUCACUGACUCCACAGUGGGACCUGAGUGAGAGCAAUGAGAACAGCUCUGAAGAACUCGAUUUUCCAUCAGGGUUUGGCUCAGAGUCAUUUCUGUAUGAUAUUGAUUUAGAUGAGAAUCUUUUCAGUUUAUUUGAAUUCGAUUCUACCUACUCUCUCGAUGAAGGCCUGACCACUACCAGCCCAGACAUAUCACUGUUAGAAUUUGCAAGUGCUCCUACUACCCCAGACAAUGCCUCCUUUGAACAAGUUGAAACACAGAACAGCAUGAUGCUUAUCAAAGCUCCAGGAGGGUCAGAUGUGCAAAUGAACCAAACUGGACUGAGCAGAAUAACUGGACAAACAACAGAGCCUCCCUCUCCCUCAAGACCAUCAAUAUCCCCAGCCUCCUCAGACUUAAUGAGCACUGUGCCCUGGGAUCUCCCAGUGGUUACAGGUACACGGUGCAUCUUUACAGAUGUUAGGAGGUAUUACCAAGGGUGUGUCAAGGUGCCAACUAUGUCUCCAACAGUCAUUGCACAUGGGCAGACAGGAACUUUAGAGGAACAGUAUAAAUUUACAGAAACCACUCCUAUCAUAACUGUCUCACUAAAAUAUCCAUCUGAUGAUAUCCUUUAUCAAACAGAGUUGUUCACAGAUCCUUUGACAGACGGUAAUUACCCUAUUCGAAGUAGUGAUCCCUUCAGAGCAGAGGCACCAAGGCCAACACCUUCAAUGGAGGUUCAGCAUGAAUAUGCCAUCAGGCCCAGUCCAUUGUCCCUUGCUACCCUUUCCUCAGCUCCAACAGAUGGCACUUCAGAACACUUCCUUGCCUCUGGUGCAAACGAUAGUGGAGACCUGACUCUGUCCCAAUCAGAGAAUUUAUUUAUCUCAACCCUCAACCCAGUCUACUUUAACUCUGUGAGUACCCCUAGCUUUGUUGCUCCAUACUUCCUCACUGAGAGUACAAUUGCUGAAUCGUCUGUGGUUGGACAGCCUACAUUAGACACACUUCAUGGGCUGGAGCCAUCACAAGUAAAUAGACCUCUUGAGCCUAUAUACAGGCAAAAAGACAAUAAUUCUUCAAUGGUUGAUCAGUCGGGUCUGUCAUAUGCCUUUAAUAUAUCUGUCAGUGGCAGGUCUGAGAUCCUGACAGACAUAUGGGACAUCUCUCCUUCUUCACCCCUUAAUUCAAAUUUGGAAAUGAGAUCACACAGGGAUGAUGGAUUGCUCAUGUUUAGUUCAACCUCUGACAACAAUUUUGACACAUCUCCUGUUUUACUGGAUUCUUUGAAAGCUACAGAAGUGGUCAGUGUCACAGAGGAAGGGGGCUAUGCACGAAAUCAGGCAGCCCUGUCUGACCUUUCUGUCUCCUCACCAUCACCAUCCCUCUCACUCACUAUGCUUCUGGACUUCCAAAGAAGACUGUCUGUAUCUCAGAGCUUAAAGGGGACUUCAAAUUAUUUUGAUGACUCUCAAGAGCAUUCAGAGAUGCUGCAGCUUUCAAAACUACUCGCAGAUGAAUCUGUAUUCUCUUUUCAGUCUCAGAAAGAUUUUGAUGAAUUUAACCCCAUUCUUGAAACACAACUUUUCCCUGACAUACCAGCUAACAGCUACGUGUAUAUGAGGACCUACAGUGAAAAUUACAUUAGCACUAGCAAACCACAAAUACCAAUUCAUCCAACAAGCACUUACAGCAACGAUAGAACAGCUGAACCCAGUACAAUUGUUCCAGAGCACACUGGAGCCAAUACAUUCACUAUCUCACAAUCUAAGCUGUUGAGCAAAGACGGCUCUCUGAUGUCCAGUUCAAUUUCUCCAAUGACCUCAACCUUGAUUGUGGAUGUACCACAUCAACCAAACACAGAACAUCACUACAUGCCAGGUUUUCCUCAAGUAACCAGUGGAUUUCAUCAUGCUUUCACCUUUCCCAUCAGACAGUCAUGGCCUUCAACAUUAGAAGCAAGUGUACAUAGCCUUGCUCUAGACAUUCACCCAGUGGAUACUAGUUUUGCAAUUGAGGACCUUCAGGAUACUAAACAUGUUCAGUUCUCAACAACAGAGCAGCUUUUUUGGUCUGAGAAUGAAUCAGCAAAGCCCUCCAGCAAUAGCAACAAUGUCCUGAUUGUUCGUCCCAUCACCACAGAUAGAGAAAUGCAUCCAUCUCCCCCGGCUGCUUACGACCAGUCCUUUGUCUCCACAAAUGGCACGCUUCCUCUGGCUUCCCCUCCUAAUGGAGUCAUUGCAGACUUUCACUCAGUGCCUACUGAUGCCACCCAUGGAACCACUACAGACACAUCCGAAUUUAUCCCAUGCCCAUGUAAAACGUUUUUUCACAGUUCUUGCCAUUGUGGACUUUCAUCUGGGAACAAGUUUACCUUCUACAGGAUUGCUUUUGUAUCAGAUGAUCUACAAAUCACAGAUGAAGCGCUAGAACAAUGGUUGAAUCAAACUUUCCUGGACUGGAAUCAGACUAUUUAUGUAACGAAUGUCAGCAUUCUUACCGGCACUGACUCCUCUGGGAUGACAAUCAACAGAUACACUGCUCUGCUGGUGUAUAGAAACACUACAGGCAAACUUCUGACUGCCGCUGACAUCAAGAACAGGCUGAAGAGCUUUCCUGCAGGCAGCUUUACGUUAGAGAACAUCGACGUCAAUGCAGUCGAAAACUGUCAGGCGGAGGAGACGCCACUGCAUUAUAAAUGGCCGGAGAGCAGACCGUCAGUCACUUAUUUCAUUCCCUGCUUCCCAUACAAAGAACAGAACGCAUCCAGGACAUGCAAAAUCAACGCAGACAAUUAUUCAUCAUUCUGGGACCAGCCAAACCUCUUGAACUGCAAAGAUAUAGAAGAAAUUGAAGUUUCACAAGAAAAUGCUGCAGACGUUGCGGUUCAACUCGCCGACAUCACAAACAACGGGCUUUCCACCACGGAGCUGUCGAAGGUUGUUAGCGUGGUGACCAAGCUGGUGAAUGUGGCACGAAUUAACGUCACCUUGGCUUCCACUGUGGUCAACAUCAUUUCCAACGUGAUGAUCAGCUCCGAGGCCAUGCAGCUGGCUGCCUCAGAAAUGGCACUAAGAACCAUGGACAAGUUGGUGCAGAAGAUCGAGUUUGAUGGUCCUUCACUGACCAUCACCUCCAAGAACUUGGCAGUGGGAAUCUCAGCUAUUAACUCCAGCAGUUUUAACGGAGCUAAUUUCAGUGCCUUCAUGGCUCUAAACUCCUCAGACCCUCAGAUCGAUUUGGAGUCAGAGGUCGAGAACUCCUUAGCGAGUGUCUCACUACCUGCCACUUUGCUCCAUAACCUGAGUGAGGCAGAUGUUGAGAUCAUCUCCAGAAUUCACUUCAUGUUCUUUAGUAAAACAGGGCUGUUCCAGGACCAGCAGGACAACGGCAUGUCCUUGAACAGUUACGUGGUGGCCAGCAGUGUGGGAAACUUUUCCAUCAGUAAUCUUGAAGAUCCUGUGGAAAUAGAGAUCACUCAUCUGCAGAAUCAGUGGUAUCAGAACCGACUGUGUGUAUUUUGGGAUUUCAGCAUCCAAAAUGGUACAGGAGGCUGGAACAGUGAGGGGUGUCGGGUCAGUGCCCAGUCCAACAGCAACAAGACAAUCUGCCUGUGUAACCACUUAACACACUUCGGGGUUCUGAUGGACCUGAGUGGAUCUGCAGUAACGAUGAACGAAGGGAACACCAAGAUUCUCACCUUCAUCACGUACAUCGGCUGUGGCUUGUCAGCCAUCUUUUCAGCUGUAACCAUCCUAACUUAUGUUGCCUUCGAGAAAUUGCGUCGAGAUUAUCCGUCAAAGAUCCUGAUGAACCUGAGUACCUCGCUGUUGUUCCUCAACAUGACGUUCCUCCUGGACAGCUGGCUGGCUUCCUAUGAGAUUCAGGGUCUGUGCAUGGCUGUGGCUGCCUUCCUGCACUUCUUCCUUCUUACCUCAUUCACCUGGAUGGGCCUUGAGUCCGUCCACAUGUACAUCGCCCUGGUCAAGGUCUUUAACACCUACAUCCGGAGGUACAUCCUCAAGUUCUGCAUUGUUGGAUGGGGACUUCCAGCUGUAAUUGUAGCACUUGUUUUGGCUUCUGACAAAAAUUCCUACGGAAAGGAGUUUUAUGGAAACGGAGCAAGUGGUCAAGGAUUGUCUGAAUUUUGCUGGAUUCGGAACAAGGCCGUGUUCUACGUGACGUGUGUGGCCUACUUUUGCGUCAUCUUCCUUUUGAACGUGGCCAUGUUUAUCGUGGUGAUGAUGCAGAUCUGUGGCAGGAACGGAAAACGUAACAACCGCACGCUUCAGGAGGAAGUGCUGCGUAACCUGCGCAGCGUCAUCAGCCUCACCUUCCUGCUCGGCAUGACCUGGGGCUUUGCCUUCUUCGCCUGGGGGCCGGUCAAUCUGGCAUUUAUGUACCUCUUCUCCAUUUUCAACUCACUGCAAGGACUAUUCAUCUUCAUAUUCCAUUGUGCUCUGAAAGAAAAUGUGCAGAAGCAGUGGAGAAGAUAUUUAUGCUGUGGAAAGUUACGCUUGGCUGAUAAUUCAGACUGGAGCAAGACUGCCACAAACAACACCAAGAAGGUGAGCUCUGAUAAUAUCGGGAAGUCGCUGUCCUCCAGCUCGUACGGCUCCACCACAGUCAACUGGACGUCCAAAGCCAGAGUCACGUUGAACCCUUUUGCAAAGCGACACAGCAGUUCAGGUAAACCGUAUUCCAUCCAGGCCAACCAGAAGUGCAGCACUUCUGACUCAGAUGCAUCCUCCUCGUCCUCCACCAUUCUGCCUGUACAUCAAGUUCUGGACAAGGUGAAGGGCUACUGUUCAGUGCGCUCUGACAACUUUUACAAAAAUAUCAUCCUGUCCGACAGCUUCAGCCAUAGCACCAAGUUUUAGACUGAGAAAGAGAGAGAGAUGGUGCGAUGUGAGAGACAGAUGUGUACAAAUGUGUGUACUGUAUCGUACUGAGCUAACCAACCAGCAUAGACACCUGCAUAAUCCUUUCAGUAGGAAGCCGUAAAGAAGGAGUGUAUGUUUUCUAUACUGUGAUGUUCAAACUGACUUUGAGUAUGUUGUAAAUACCCACGCUAUAUUUAACUGUACGUUUGCUUUGUUUUUUUUUUUGUUUUUUUUUCUAAUUGUCUUUUGUUGUUGUUUUCUUUUUUGUUAACGUGAUUUUUAAUAUCGCAUCGAAGUUCGCUUCUGUAUAUACAGCACACCGACAUCUUCCUUUAUUUAUACUUCUGCUUUAUUGGAAAUGAGAAUGUCUCCAGAGAUUAUGCAGUUGUUUGUGUCUGAGAGUAGAAUCGAAGCGUCUUCUGUAAUUCUGUUAGAUUUAAGUUUUCUCUCAUUAACAAAAGAAGCCAAGUAAACUUUCUCUCUGUAUUACUACCACCUUCCUACUGUAUAUUUUGCCGCUGUUUGUAAAUGUUUAAGGUUUUUGUAUCUUUUUAUUUAUACUUCUGCUUUAUUGGAAAUAAAAAUGCAGGACAGUCUUGUCCCCAAAGAUUU